CAUGAUUACAAAUGGAUAUGCUAUCUAUUAACAUAGUAAUCUGAAAAGUACUUUCUGGUUUGCAUGCACUAACCUGUCAUUGAGUACUAACUCAUAAAUGCACACACAAGGGAAUAUCAUUGGUUACAGAGACUGAAGCACUCAGGAAAGGAGGCAACAAUCUCAGUCAUCAUUCAAGGAAGUAUGAGGACUUUCAGCGGCUGUCUUAUUUUUCUUCUGAGCAUCCUUAUAUUUCAAUGGGCUGGGGCACAAAAUAUCGACCCAAACAAAUUGAAAGGACCACUAGGAAACAAAGAAUUUAGAAUUCCAGAGAGAACAAGAGUACCAAUUCCAUUUCAUCAGUUUAUAUCAAAUAAGUCCAAUAUAGUCGAUUAUCGUCUGAGUGGAGAAGCAGAAGAUACAUUUCAUGUGAACAAUGAAGGAUGGAUGUAUUUAAAUAAAUCUCUUGACAGGGAAACUAAGACAAUGUACCUUAUGCAGAUAGAAGCAAUGGAUGCUGAAAACAGAGCCAUAGAUGGGCCAUAUACACUCAGCGUUACUGUCAUUGAUGUGAAUGACAAUCCACCAGUUUUUGAACACUCACAGUACCAUGGAGUUGUGAUAGAGAAUUCAAGACCAGGAAAACCAUUUAUGUAUGUACGUGCCACUGAUCAGGAUGACCCAGAAACUCCUAAUGCACAGCUGAGCUACAGCAUUUUAAACCAGAUCCCUGAUGAUGACCACCUCUUCUUUUUUCAGAUUGAUAAUGCAACUGGGGCAAUCUCUGUGACUCCAGAUGGAAGAAACCUGUUGAAUCCUUCAAAUGUCAAGGAAUAUAAUCUUUUGGUUCAGGUGAAAGAUUUAAAAGGGAUUUCUGACAAAGCUUUUUCUGCAAACGCAAAAGUGAUCAUAGCAGUAAAAGAGAAUUUGUGGAAACCGCCUAAACCAAUAACAGUCACUGAAAACUCAACAGUGCCUCAUCCCCUGAAAAUCGCUCAGGUGCAAUGGAACGAACCAGGUGCAGUCUAUGAGCUUCACCAGAAGGAACGAUAUCCUAAGUUUCCAUUUUCCAUUGACAAAGAAGGCAACAUUUAUGUGACAGAACCACUGGACAGAGAAGAACGUGAUUAUUAUACUCUGACGGUAUUUGUAAAGGAUAUAAAUGGUACAGAACUGGAUACACCGCUGGAAAUCAGAGUUGAUGUGGAAGACAUUAAUGAUAAUCCUCCUGUCUGUGCGGAUUCUUUCACAGCUUUUCAAGUUCAAGAAAGAGCAAGCAUGGGUACUCAUAUUGGCACCAUAAGAGCAUAUGAUAAUGAUAGAGAAAAAACUGAAAAUAGUAUAUUGUCAUACUAUUUGGAAAGUCAGGAGCCGCAGGUCCCAUCAUCUUCGAUGUUCCGUGUAGAAGAACUCACCGGUGCCAUUCAGUUAAUGGACAGGCGGCUUGAUAGGAGGAUCACAAGCCGCUACAAUGUCACGGUGAUGGUAGCAGACAGCUAUAAUGCUACUGGAGCACUGAAAACCCAUUGCUUUGUACAAAUUACUGUCAUUGAUGUAAAUGAUAACAUUCCCAUUUUUGCACAGUCACACUAUAAUGAUAGCAUUCCAGAAGAUUAUCUUGUGGGAAAAGCAGUAUUAGUGAUUCAAGCCACAGAUGCCGACGAGCCAGGAACUGGUAGUUCAGCUAUAUUGUACAAGAUCAAAGAAGGGGAUGAUGAUAAUCAUUUUGAGAUAGAAACUGAUCCAAACACAAAUGAAGGACAUGUCAAAAUUAUUAAGCCCCUGGACUUUGAAAACAAAUCUGCAUUCCACCUUGUGGUUAGAGCCGAAAAUCCAGAGCCACUACACAGAGUGCAAUAUAACGAAAGCUGUACAGCAACAAUAAACAUUACUGUGAAAAAUGUGAAUGAGCCUCCAGUUUUCUCAGCUGUAGUAUAUAUUGCAAAUGCAACUGAAGAUGUACCAAAACGUACUCCCUUAGUAGGGGUUAAAGCCACUGACCCAGAGGGGGAUGAAGUAAGGUAUUCAUUAAAAGGAGACUCAAGACGCUGGCUACAAAUUGACUCAAAUAAUGGAGAAGUGGUUACUGCUGAUAAUAUGGACUUUGAGAUGGGGAUGAUGUACCAUGUAGAAGUUGUUGCUACAGAUCAAAGUGAUGAGCACCUUAGCAGUUCUGCUCAUUUACAAAUCUGGUUAAGUGAUGUUAAUGAUAAUGCUCCAAGACUAACAGGUAAUUUAGAAAAAGUGUUUUGUCAACCUCUACAAGAAAAGGGGAAGAUACAGAUUACAGCAACAGAUGAUGACACACCUUCAAACGGUAUACCACUGACCUUUACUCUUGGUGAUGCCCAAACUGGAAAUGACUGGGAGCUAUCGCAGCUUAAUGGCACACAUGCCAUGCUUUCCAUGAAGCACACUAAAUUUGUAGAAAACCAGUACAGCAUUCCAAUAAAAAUAAAGGAUAAUGGCAAUUUUCCCAGGGAAGAAACUUACAAUAUCCAAGUGAGUGUUUGCAAGUGCUCAAAUAAGUAUAGCUGUGAUACUGAUGCCAAGACCAAUGUGGGAAAGCCAUCUGUAGGAAUGGCAGUUGGAAUACUUCUUGGAACAUUGCUUGUUAUUGGUGUUCUUUUGGCAGCCAUAUUUUGCUACUUGAAAAAGAAGAAGAAGCCAGAACAAUUAAGCAUAAAGGAGAGUGAGCCUCUAAAGUCAUCAGAUCUUCCAUAGUGAAAGGAAAAGAAUAUUGUUUUAGCAGCUGGGGUACACUUGGUUACAGGACUCUGAGUGAAAGAGUAAAGCAUUAAUUCUGUACUGUAUGUGGUCAUUAACAGUAACCAGUUUAGGCAUAACAUGCCAUAAACUCACUCCCAUUAUCACUAUAUUUGUCCAAGUAUGUUUGGAAGUUUUCAUGUAUCCUUAAAACUGAUAAUAAUUUGCACAACUGUUUUAUAUGAAUAUUUAGCUCUUUUUUAUAUCAGUUCAGUUUUUAAAUGUGGACGGAUUACAUCCAUGCUUUAAUCAGGAAAUUAAAAUUCUGCUACAAAUC
This is a messenger RNA of Protopterus annectens (West African lungfish), 3022 nucleotides long. It is a transcript of the gene CDH17, whose product is annotated as cadherin 17. Gene Ontology annotation, cellular component: catenin complex; plasma membrane; adherens junction. The record is from RefSeq and is a predicted model, not a curated record. Gene Ontology annotation, molecular function: cadherin binding; calcium ion binding. Bases 184 to 2703 code for a protein of 839 amino acids. Lineage: Eukaryota; Metazoa; Chordata; Ceratodontiformes; Protopteridae. The transcript is spliced from 19 exons. Gene Ontology annotation, biological process: calcium-dependent cell-cell adhesion; adherens junction organization; homophilic cell-cell adhesion.